Messenger RNA from Lolium rigidum, 1768 nucleotides. RefSeq lists its product as uncharacterized. Bases 2 to 1369 code for a protein of 455 amino acids. Gene Ontology annotation, molecular function: protein binding. The record is from RefSeq and is a predicted model, not a curated record. Lineage: Eukaryota; Viridiplantae; Streptophyta; Magnoliopsida; Poales; Poaceae. The transcript is spliced from 8 exons.
GAUGGAGGCGAGGCGGAUCUCGGCGAGCCCGCGGCCGUGCAACGGCCGGCGGGUGGUGGCCAGGAAGCGGCCCAGGCACGAGGCGCCCGUCAGCAGCGUCAGGAAGCUCCAGCGCAGGGAGAUCAGCUCGCGACGCGACCGCUCCUUCGCCAUGAACUCCGCGCACGAGCGAUUCCGCAACAUUCAGCUGCAGGAAGAGUUCGACACUCAUGAUCCCAAGGAGAACAGUUCGCUACUACCCUACGUGAGGAAAAGGUCUAAAAUUAUCGAGAUAGUUGCAGCAAAAGAUAUAGUUUUCGCUUUAUCACAGUCAGGAGUAUGCGCUGCUUUUAGUAGAGUGACAAAUAAGAGAAUAUGCUUUCUGAACGGGAGUCCUGAUGAGGUUGUUCGUAGUUUGUUCUACAACAAGAACAAUGAUUCACUCAUUACUGUGUCAGUAUAUGGCUCUGAAAAUUUCAGUGCCCUGCGAUGCAAGACAACUCGCAUAGAGUAUAUACGCCGUGGAAAGCCAGAUGCUGGUUAUCCUCUCUUUGAGACAGAGUCCUUGAAAUGGCCUGGAUUUGUGGAGUUUGAUGAUGUUAAUGGGAAGGUUUUAACCUAUUCUGCUCAAGACAGCACUUACAAGGUGUUCGACUUGAAAAACUACACAUUGCUGUAUUCCAUAUCUGACAAGAAUGUUCAAGAAAUAAAGAUAAGUCCUGGCAUAAUGCUAUUGAUUUAUACAAGAACAAGCAGCUCUAUUCCUCUGAAGAUUCUUUCUAUUGAGGAUGGUACAGUUCUGAAGUUCUUCAACCACCUUCUCCAUCGGAAUAAGAAGGUGGAUUUCAUUGAACAAUUCAAUGAAAAGCUCUUGGUCAAGCAGGAUGGGGAGAAUCUUCAAAUACUUGAUGUACGGAACUUCCAGUUGACUGAAGUGAGCAGUACUGAGUUCAUGACUCCAUCUGCCUUCAUCUUUCUGUAUGAACUCCAGUUAUUUUUGACUUUCCGGAAUCGAUCUGUGGCAGUUUGGAAUUUCCGUGGUGAACUAGUAACAUCAUUUGAGGAUCACCUGUUGUGGCACCCUGACUGCAAUACCAAUAACAUAUACAUAACUAGUGAUCAAGAUCUUAUUAUUUCUUACUGCAAGGCUGAUUCCAGUGAUUCAUCUUCAGAAGAAAAUGCUGGCUCUAUAAACAUCAGCAACAUACUGACAGGGAAAUGCUUGGCCAAAAUAAAGGCUGGGGACUUCAGCAAGCAAAAGAAGACGUGGAAGUUCCAGAGUACAAUCACAGAAGCUCUUGAGGACAUCACAGCUCUGUACUAUGAUGAAGAGCGUGAUGAGAUCUACACGGGCAACCGUCAUGGCCUUGUUCAUGUUUGGGCAAAUUGAGAGCUGAAACAGCAGAUUUUAGGGACAAGGUGUUGCUCAUUUGCAACCAGAUCAUUUAACAACAAAACCUCAGGUGGUGCUGACCAUGAAGAGGUCUCAAGUCUCCAGUCAUUAGACAUUUAUUCAUGUGAAUUGUGGUGUCCAGCCGUUCUUGUUGUAGAGUUAGAACCUGUGGUGUGUUGUACCCUGUAGUGAGCUCUCAAGCUGAAAUAGAUUUCAUAGUGAGCUCUCAAGCUGUAUGUACCUUCCUGGUAGUUAACUCUGCUACCUGAAAUAGUGAAUCUCAUUCUGUCAAUGAGUUUGGUGUAGGUUGCUCUGGACAAGUAUAACGAAGGGAGGGACACAUUGUAAAAGAGAUACAUUAUCUUAUAAUCAAAAAGACAUCCUGUUAGGCUGUUA